GCAGCCAUUUCUUCGUCGACAACUCGUCCAAGUGGCUGGAUUCGACUGAUUACGACAUCAUGAACUUCACACGCAAGAUUGACCGUGCCAUGCAGUGGGCUGGCGAGAAGAUGGGCGCCGAGGCCAAGGCCACCCACACCGAGGAGUUCAAGGAGCUCGAGGCCGAGAUGGACAUUCGACAUGAAGGCAUGGAGCACCUCCUCAAAUCCAUGAACAUCUACACCCGGUGGCUGGCGCGCCAUUGCGAUGCCCUCGAGGACCGAAGCCGCAGCCUGCCACUCGCCCACCUCGGCAAAACCAUGACGGCCCAUGCGGCAGAGCUGCCAGACGCCGAAUACAGCCGUCGCCUUGCGUCCAUGGGCAACGCCAACGAACAGCUCGCCGAGCUGCAGACGACCUACCUGGACUGUGCCAAUGCUACCUGGACGCAGCACAUUGAGCGGAAUCUCGCCAUGAUGAAGGAUUAUCAGAAUGCCCGCAAGAAGCUCGAAAGCCGCCGACUCGCCUACGAUGCCACCAUGGGCAAGAUUCAAAAAGCCAAAAAGGACGACGUUCGCCUCGAAGACGAGCUGCGCAUCAACAAGACCAAGUUUGACGACAGCACCGAGGACGUCUUCCAGCGCAUGUCGGAUAUUCGAGAGGCAGAGCAGGACACAAUUGGCUCCCUGACGUCGUUCCUCGACGCCGAGCUCGAGUACCAUGAGCGAGCUGCCAACGAGCUUCGCCGAGUCCGAAAGUCGUGGGCCGCUGGCAUGGCAGAUGCCACACGUCCAUCUUCACGGGAAGAUCUAGAGCGCGCUUACUCCAACGUGUCCAUCCGCACUCAGCCCGUCCGAAGCACAAUCAUCAACGAAGCCUACGAGGGCGCCGCUUCGCCUCCCGUCUACAAGCUCAACCGCACCAUGACCAGUCGAGAGCCUCCUCCGCCUCCGCCUCCUCCAGCAUCAUCCAGGCCACCCAUGAUGAGAUCAGCGACCUAUGACACCAGGCAGCCGCCCGUGAUUCGUGCAAGAGCUGCAUCUGCUUCCUUCACCAGAAUGAAUACGACCUGCAGUGUUCCUGAAAGCAGAGCAGAGGACAUCUUUGACGACAACUCAGUAUACAGCGGGGAUAACACCCCGAGCUGGGGAGAGCGCAGCGUCAGUCCGGCAACGAGCUAUGGCAGCCUGCAAACGAAUCCUCAAUUCCCGGUCGAAGCCAAGAAAGCACCGCCUCCCCCUGUUAACCGAGCCAAGAAGCCGCCGCCACCUCCUGUCCCCAGGAAGCUUUCCACUGUUGGCUACUGAAACGGACUAGAGCGCAAUAAGCAUCUUCUUUUCACACACUCUAUUUUAGGAUGACGGCCGGUUGUAUCUAUUCUUACUCCCGAAUUGUCCCCUGCAAUGAAACGAAACGACAUGAAAUAAACAUCUUCUUACUUGUCAACUGGAUAUGAAUAAAAGUUGGCAGCAUCUCUAUUUUUGGAGAUGCAUUGAGUUCAUUGGAAGAUCGAGAAAUAGGAAUAAACUAUUAGAUGGAGGAUAGUCAAGUAUCGCAUUAUAUAUAUGUAUUAUCAAGGAGUUUUGUACACGCCAGGAUGCGGUUGUUUAUGGGAAAAUUAAAUCAUCAAU
Messenger RNA from Trichoderma atroviride IMI 206040, 1610 nucleotides. RefSeq lists its product as uncharacterized. The record is from RefSeq and is a predicted model, not a curated record. Gene Ontology annotation, cellular component: cytoplasm. Lineage: Eukaryota; Fungi; Ascomycota; Sordariomycetes; Hypocreales; Hypocreaceae. Gene Ontology annotation, molecular function: protein binding.